Molecule: messenger RNA, 2205 nt
Organism: Magallana angulata
Lineage: Eukaryota; Metazoa; Mollusca; Bivalvia; Ostreida; Ostreidae
Exons: 2
Coding region: 514-1992 (492 amino acids)
Biological process (GO): G protein-coupled receptor signaling pathway
Cellular component (GO): membrane
Molecular function (GO): peptide binding; G protein-coupled receptor activity
Source: RefSeq, a predicted model, not a curated record
UUACAUGUACUAAUUCAAAGAGGUCGAAUAUUCAAUUAUACCCAUUUGUUAACAAACCGGAAAUCGUUCAGCUUUUGCUGAAUGUAGUGAUUAAAUUAUUCCAAUGUGAUGACCUUGGUCUGGGUUUUUUCUUUGCUUUACCAAACCUUGUGAGAGUCGAGAACCUAAGUGCUUCGGAUUAAAUAUUAAUGUUCAUUGGCUGUUGAUUUUACGAUUUAACGUCUGUACACUAUUGAAAAAGCUUCGAUUUGAACUGCGCUAAUCCGAUUAUUAGCUUGAUCUAUCCAGGUCAAACUUUAAAGCUUUCAAAUGGACUAUCUGAGGGGAGCACCUGCUUUGUACAAUAGUGGAUCAAUGUCCUUGGACGUUAUUCUUAUGACUACAGUUUGGUUUCUCUGCGUUGUGUGAUAUUUGUGUCUCCCGGGGAAUUAUAUUUCAAUUAUUUGGUCGACGAUAUGAUGACAGUCUGUGGUGGAGCUUUAGACCUUUGACAAUAGAAGCAACACACGCAUCAUGAACACCUCUACAACGGAUGGGACGCAGUUCUUGGCAGAAGAAUCAAGACAAAGAAUUUCGGCCGAUCUGUUCAGCCGCCAUCUUAUUCCGUCCUUAGUUUACGUCGUAGUCCUAAUUCUUAUUGGAGUCCCCGGUAAUUGUCUUGUGUGUCACGUGUACACCAAAAAAUGGCGGCGGAGACGGAAACCGUCGACGCUGUUUGUGCUUGCUCUCUCGUGGUUCGACUUAUUAAAUAACGUUGUCUCUCUUCCCACCGAGCUUUUUCUGUUGACAAACUAUAUGUCUUUUGAUUACCCCGCCUUGUGCAAAAGUUCCAGGUUUGUGACGUUCUUCAUGAAUGCUGCCUCUUCCAUUGUUCUCAUAGGAAUAGCCAUUGACAGAUUCAUUGGAAUUUGGUGUACGUUCAAAACGAAGCCUUUCAGCGUUUCGCGAGCCAAAUUUGUGGUUGUGUUGUCCAUAAUCUUGGCUGCAUUGACAUGCUGGCCAAGUGUUCUGUUAUACGGAACUCAGACAAUUCAAAAUGGCCAGUUUUCCUUAAAGACCUGUCUCAUCGAUGAUGAUUUCCGCGAGGGCGAGAAUGCCAUCUAUCCGUUUUUAUACGGCAUGUAUCUCUUAUGUUCGAAUGUGAUAAUCGACAUAAUGUUUAUCGUGCUGUAUGCCAUGAUUGGUAUGAGGAUAUACCGCAGACGACAGUUCGGCAGUCUGAGUCCAAAACGUAGUUGGAGCACUGUGAUAACCUUCAAACGGAGGCCAAGUCUCUGUUCAUACUCUAGUACAACUAAUAUGGAGGAGGACAGCAUCCCGUUAAAUGCGGGGAAAGGCAGCAAAUUCUGUGCUAGGUUGGUGAGGCAGGAGAGUUUCUCGAGUGAAAAGUCGUACAAUACUCUGAAGAAUAACAAAUACAGUAUGAACAGAUCCGUGGACUCCUUGCCUGCUAAAGUCAAUGGAAUGAGACACGAAAAUUCUUGCCGAACAUUAUCCAAAAUUAACGAAGUACAGAACAGCUUGAUAAACUCCGAACACCGUAAGCGGUCUGCCAGCUUGCCAGAGUGUAACGUUCUUCACGUUGGGUUAGCCGACGCUAAAAAAUCCCCCAGAAACACGUUGUUGAAACCGAGGAGCGUUUCGCGCCAAGCGUCAUUCAUAUCCUCCCAGACCCUUCCGAGUGAGGUUUGUCGGUACGGACGUACGUAUCAUACCGGAAGAACAACAUUCAUGCUUUUCACUGUGACGUUGGCGUACGUGUUAACUUUUGUACCGUACUGUGUUAUUGUCAUAAUACGGUACACAGACAAGGAUUUUUACGACAAGCAGAGCGACUUGCAGAAAAAUUUAUACCAACUUUUUCUCCGGUCUUAUCUCUUAUCCAGUGCAAUUAAUCCGUUGAUAUACAGUUUUACUAGCCAAGCUUUCCGUAAAGAGUGUGCAGCUAUUUCGAAAAAGUUGUUUUGCAAGUUGAAAGCUAUGAAUGUAUGAGAAUUCUUUUUCAAUGCUAUGAAAGUCAAAUGUUUCAAUUUUGAAAUGCCAUUUCAUCCAUUCCUCCUAUUUAUGAAAUUAUAUGUUUAUUGUUUAUUUAUAUAUGUAGCUUGUUGCUUUUUAUAAAUGUCUAUGAAAGAUGUUAAUAUUGACCUGCGUUCGUAUGAUUUGUAAUAAAGUUUGUUGAGUUUCAAUAAUGUUGCUUCUGAAGAC